Messenger RNA from Synchiropus splendidus (mandarinfish), 2383 nucleotides. It is a transcript of the gene cdc14b, whose product is annotated as cell division cycle 14B. Gene Ontology annotation, biological process: protein dephosphorylation; positive regulation of cytokinesis; cilium assembly. The transcript is spliced from 16 exons. NCBI's taxonomy places the organism in Eukaryota, Metazoa, Chordata, Actinopteri, Syngnathiformes, Callionymidae. Gene Ontology annotation, molecular function: protein tyrosine/serine/threonine phosphatase activity; protein serine/threonine phosphatase activity. Gene Ontology annotation, cellular component: mitotic spindle; centrosome; nucleolus. Bases 179 to 1819 code for a protein of 546 amino acids. The record is from RefSeq and is a predicted model, not a curated record.
CAGUGGAGCUGGGCCAGGCAACUGUUUCUCGUCUGACACAUACACACAUUUAAAGACACUUGCCAUCCGCUGCAGGAGCCAUAAGGACAUGCAGACCUAAAAGCAACCCAGGACGAACAGAAGGAGCGGGAGCGUUGCGGCUGCUCGGGAAUGUCCGAGGUGCCACCCUGAGCGGAGAAUGAAGCGCAAGAGCGAGAGGAGACGAGCAGAGUCGAGGAAAAAGCGUUCUGCAGCUCAGCAAAGCCCGGGGGCGGAGCUUAGCUCGGAUAUUUACAUUGAGAUUUCAGAUCAACUCUAUUUCGCCAUACUCAGGCAACGGACCAAGACCACAGCCGAGCGACACUGUUUCUGCAUAGAUGAAGAGCUGGCGUAUGAAAACUUCUAUGCGGACUUUGGCCCCCUGAACCUGGCUAUGUUUUAUCGCUUCUGUUGCAAGCUGACAAAGAAGCUCAAGUCGUUCACCAUUUCAAGAAAGAAGAUCAUAUUUUAUACCUGUGGAGAUCAGAAGAAACAAGCCAAUGCUGCCUAUCUAAUAGGAUCCUAUGCAGUGAUGCACCUUAACAUGACACCAGAGGAGGCCUAUAAUCUUCUGGUUUCAAAGAACACCACUUAUCUUCCAUUCCGAGAUGCUUCCUUUGGGACUUGCACGUACAAUCUAAGCAUCCUCGAUUGCCUUCGAGCUGUUCACAAGGGUCUGCAGUUUGGCUGGCUCAACUUCUCCAACUUUGACGUGGAGGAGUACGAGCACUACGAAAGAGCAGAAAAUGGGGAUUUCAACUGGAUUAUUCCAGGGAAGUUCCUGGCAUUCAGCGGUCCUCAUCCCAAAAGCAAAAUAGAAAAUGGGUACCCACUGCAUGCUCCGGAGGCAUACAUCCCUUAUUUUAGGAAACACAACAUCACCAGUAUCAUCCGUCUCAACAAGAAGAUGUAUGACGCCAGGCGAUUCACUGACUCUGGCUUUGAACACCAUGACCUGUUUUUCGUUGAUGGGAGCACGCCAAACGACAGCAUCGUCAAAAAGUUCCUAAAUAUCUGUGAAAAUGCAGAUGGCGCCAUCGCAGUUCACUGCAAAGCUGGUUUGGGCCGAACUGGCACCCUGAUUGGAUGUUACAUGAUGAAGCACUACCGCCUGUCGGCUGCCGAGGUCAUUGCUUGGAUACGUAUCUGCCGACCGGGGUCCAUCAUUGGACCUCAACAGAACUUUGUGGAAGAGAAGCAGAACGGCCUGUGGGCUGAAGGAGAUAUCUUCCGCAAGAAGAUGCUGAAAGAACGGGAUCAUGGUAAAGUGGCUGUCACCAGAAUCUUGUCUGGAGUGGACGACAUCACCAUCAACGGUAGAAACAAGAACACUGUUUGCAGCCCGGAAGAAAUAGAACUGUACAACGACGAAGAGGAGCGAAAUGGCUUGACGCAGGGGGAUGAACUUCGAGCGUUGAAGAGCAAGAGGCAAUCCAGGUGUUCCGGCUCUCUUUCACAAGAAGAGAACAAGAUUCACACGAGGUCAUCGUCUCAGUCGCCCAACAGGGUGGUUCUGCAGGCCAGCAGUCAGACUUGUAAGGCCAGCAUGAACACGCUGGCUCUGUCUGACCACGCAGAUGGCAGGAAGAGGACCAGAACCUCGAUGCCGACAAAUGGAGUCUCCGGAAGCUCCCUGCGUGGCACCAGGCUGGUCAGGUCUCUAGGAAACUUGAAUGUAGUGGCUGGCGACAGAGACCCCAAGGGUUGUGACCCGGUCAACACAUGCGCUCUCAUCAACUUAAAUAUGGCAGCCCAGGCAAGAUCCCUGAGAGCCACAACGCACAGUCUCCAGAGGACGUAAAGCUCGCAGCACUUUGCAAUCAAUGCGGUUUUCCAAGCUCUGUCACUCCAUACCCAAAGCUAGAGCUCCUCUGCUUCGUUGAGCCGCUGGACCUGGAGGAUCUUCAUGUGUUCUUUAAUACAACAAAAGAAAGUAUUGAGUGUUUUUUUUUUAAUCCAGGAGGCACUUUGCUUUUUCUACUUUUAAACCUCUUAAAUGAUAAAACUGUUGCCUGGCUAUUCCCAAAUAUAGUGCAUGUGGUAGUAGUUACCAUGGGAGCAGUAUAUGAAUGUGUUAAACACUGUGCAGCACAUGAUCCACUUUUUACUGUUGACUUCUUAAUCAGUGACGUGGCAGAUGAUGAGCAUUUUUAACGUUUAUAUUUCCAUUCUUAACAUUUAUUUUUUAGCUCCUGUGUCUUAAGACUGUAAAUAUGUCGACAUUUCAUAUACUCUGUAUUUUGUUAAUAUUUUGUACCACAUUUUAAUCCUGUGAAAAAGGGUCCUAACGGGGCCCGGUGUGAUUGGUGAUGUGAAAUCUGGAUUGACUCAUAAUAAAAAUGUAAUUACAACUAGAUUUGGUGUC